GCCUCAUAACACGCGGGGCUUGGCCAACAAGUUUGCACAUUUGAGAAGCAAGCCGAGGAGCACCUGCACGCCGACUUUUUCCCCUCCUCUUUUCCGGAGACUAAAACUUCUCUUCGACUUUGGGCGCUCUUUGCCCAACUUUUGUUGUUGUUGCUGUUGCUUUGCCGCGAGAGCGCGCAGCAAUCCGGGGUCAGCCAUGUACAACAUGAUGGAGACGGAGAUCAAGUCCCCGCUGCCCCCUCCGCCCAACUCGGGUCCGGGCUCCAAGGGUGGCGGCGGCGGUGGUGGUGUGAGCGAGCAGGAGCGCGUCAAGCGCCCCAUGAACGCCUUCAUGGUGUGGUCCCGGGGCCAGCGGCGCAAAAUGGCCCAGGAGAACCCCAAGAUGCACAACUCUGAGAUCAGCAAGCGUUUGGGCGCCGACUGGAAGCUGCUUACGGACGCCGAGAAGCGGCCGUUCAUCGACGAGGCCAAGCGACUGCGCGCCAUGCACAUGAAGGAGCACCCGGACUACAAGUACCGGCCGCGCCGGAAGACCAAGACCCUGCUGAAGAAAGACAAGUACUCGCUGUCCGGCGGGCUCCUGGCGCCCGGGGGCGCGGCCGUGACCAACCAGGUGCAGGUGGGCCAGCGGAUGGACGGCUACGCGCACAUGAACGGCUGGAGCAACGGCGCCUACUCGCUGAUGCAGGAGCAACUGGCCUACCCGCAGCACCACGGCAUGAGCGGCCCGCAGAUCCAGCAGAUGCACCGCUACGACAUGGCUUCGCUGCAGUACCCCAUGAUGAGCACGGCGCAGAGCUACAUGAGCGCGGCCUCCACGUACAGCAUGUCGCCGGCGGCGUACGGCACGCCGCAGGCCGCCGUGGUCAGCGCCGCUGCCGCCGCAGCCGCCGGCGGUGCCGCGGGCAACCCCAACCCCGCCAUGGUGGGCCUGGGCUCCAUGUGCAAGAGCGAGCCCAGCUCACCCCCGCCCGCCAUCACGUCGCACUCCCAGCGGGCCUGCUUGGGGGACCUGAGGGACAUGAUCAGCAUGUACCUGCCGCCCGGUGGGGACAGCGCGGAGCACUCGGCCCUGCAGGGCAGCAGGUUACACAGCGUGCACCCGCACUACCAGAGCGCCGGGACGGGCGUCAAUGGGACCCUUCCGCUCACGCACAUCUGAGUGAGAGAUGCGUGCUCGUACGAAAAUUCUGACUUUUCCAAAAUAAUUAAAAAAAACAAAAAACAAAGUACUUGGAUACUUGAACUUUGGUUGCUGUAAAAGUGAGGCUGUCAGACUCGAGGCCUUGGGGUCACGUUUGGCCUGUAAAGCAAAUGAAAGUCAACUUGGGUACAUUUCAUCUGCACUGAACUGGUUUUACAAGCAUUUAUGUCCACCAAAUCGCUUCUUCGCAUGAGGCUAACAAUACACCCUUUAAACUGCUGUGUCCAAAUAACCCAAUAUGGGUUACUAAAUGGAGCAGUUUUAAGAAUGUACUAAAUAAAACAACUCAUUUCAAAUCUUAUUUCUUUAACAAAAAAGUGGCAAUUGUGUAUAUGUAAUCCUAAAAUGAAGUGAUGAUAAGUGGCCAACAGCAACAGUUUGACGCCCCUGCAACAAAAAAAAGGAAACAAAUCUGCUUUCUUUUUCCGUUUUGGACUGAGAUUGAAUCCACUUGAGUAAAUUGCAUUGCAAAAAGACGAAAGGCAGUUUUAUGAUCACGACGGUAAGCAAUCAAAGUGAUGUAGAAGAAUUGGACUUCUAUAUAUUACAUAAUGCCACAUUUUCAUCUGCGCGUGAAAAGGCAAGUGGCCUCGUGAAGAGGCUGGUUUAUUUCAGAAAAAAAUGUUUACACUUCAUUUGUAGAAUGACAUCUGUCCAUACUUGUAGACCUUUUUUCUUUCCUCUCACCCCUGCCUUUUUUUUUUUUUAGUUUUAAAUGAAAUAUUAAGACUGUGCUGGUCGCAAGCGCAAGUUUUAUUUAUAGUUCCUUCCCUCUUUUCUUAGCUUAUGAGCCCAAUGUUUUGUACAUUUUUGUGAUGGUUUAUAUUGUGUUUUUUUCUUCUUUCUUUUUGGCAGCGUCAAGUUCACUCGUUCUUCAGAGUGAAAAAAGGUUGUUUUGUUUUAUUUAAACUGACGUUUCUACUUAUUUUAAGACCACCUCUUAUUCUUAAAUGCCGAAUAAAUUUGUAUGAAACACAA
This is a messenger RNA of Syngnathus typhle (broad-nosed pipefish), 2182 nucleotides long. It is a transcript of the gene sox3, whose product is annotated as SRY-box transcription factor 3. Gene Ontology annotation, biological process: anatomical structure morphogenesis; cell differentiation; negative regulation of transcription by RNA polymerase II. Lineage: Eukaryota; Metazoa; Chordata; Actinopteri; Syngnathiformes; Syngnathidae. Bases 197 to 1162 code for a protein of 321 amino acids. Gene Ontology annotation, molecular function: DNA-binding transcription factor activity, RNA polymerase II-specific; RNA polymerase II cis-regulatory region sequence-specific DNA binding. The record is from RefSeq and is a predicted model, not a curated record. The transcript has a single exon.